CUCCUCUUUCUCCCUCGCUACGCUUUCUUUUCUUUGAAGAAGAAAACUUAUUUCCUCGCUCUUGUGGAUGGACUACGAUUUCAGAACCAGGUCCGGUCAAUCAUACGACGUACAAUUCCCGAUGUACCGGGCAGUCACAUCAUCAUCAUCAUCGGCGCCGUCCAGCCACCCGAUGUACGGACCGUCGCUCUAUCCUCGGGUGGGUCAACCCGGCCCCACCAUGUCUCCUUCCGCACCAAGUCGCCCCGCUCCCUCUCCCUACCACCACCACCACACCUCCACUAUCACCCCGUCCCCUUCUUCAGGAUUGGGAAUUAGGGUUACGAUAAAGCCGCAGUAUCGGAUCACUCCUCCGCCUCAAUUGUCACCACAAGUAGGAGAUAUUCCCCGAAGCAAUUUCCAAUUCGACUUUGAAGUAGAGAGAAAAAUUUUGGCUGAAGCAGAGAAGGACAUCCCAAAUUGGAGCAGGCUUGGGUUGGAAAACCUUCCAUCUAGAGCUAUGGGGUCGGCAUCUCCAUCUCCAUCGGGUCCUGUUGCAGAUCCUGUGGUGAGCAAAUAUAUUUCUUCAGGACUCAGCCGAGAAGCUGUUCCUCUUGCGGUUGCGAAUUAUGGGGACAAUCCAACCAAGGUUCGAGAAUUUGUCAAUGCCUACACGCUUCUAAGAGAAAUGGGAUUUUCAUCGAACAAUGUUGCCGAAGCCUUAGUCAUGUAUGACAACGACACAGACAAGGCACUUGCUCAUUUCCUUAACAGUCCAUCAUGAGAAUUUGGGGAAUGUGUUGCCGUUUGUACUAGUGAAUAUUAGAGUGGUGAUUCAUACGAACAGUCGUGUAUUUGUUUUGAACUCUCAACACUGGCUUUAGAACAUCAUGGUGUUUUGCACGAUGUGGUGCAUUUUAUGUCCUUCCUGUUAGUAGGUUAUAUAUUGUAUCUAAUCUUAUCAUGCAAUAGAAUUCCUUUAUAUA
This is a messenger RNA of Corylus avellana, 965 nucleotides long. RefSeq names its product Ubiquitin-associated/translation elongation factor EF1B protein. NCBI's taxonomy places the organism in Eukaryota, Viridiplantae, Streptophyta, Magnoliopsida, Fagales, Betulaceae. Gene Ontology annotation, biological process: ubiquitin-dependent protein catabolic process via the multivesicular body sorting pathway. Gene Ontology annotation, molecular function: ubiquitin binding. The record is from RefSeq and is a predicted model, not a curated record. Gene Ontology annotation, cellular component: ESCRT I complex.